Linum trigynum is the source of this 5808-nucleotide messenger RNA. The record is from the annotation of a GenBank genome assembly. NCBI's taxonomy places the organism in Eukaryota, Viridiplantae, Streptophyta, Magnoliopsida, Malpighiales, Linaceae.
ACGAUAUAAACCGGUUUGACAUAUUUACAGAGAUUUGCAUAAUUCAAAAUGAUUUUGUGGAUGCUAAGCUGAGAUCCAAACAGCCAAUUGACUCAAGAGACAACAUGAUGAUAAUAAUAGUAGUGACUAUUCAUCAAUGAUGCAUGACUGAAAUUUCUAGGUUGAGAAGACUUUGAAAUAUUAACAACCCAACGGUGCUUUGAUUCUCCAGCAGCUCCUCUCUUUUACUUUUUGAAGUUUGGGUGCUUUUAAAAAUGAAAUCAUGGUCCUGUGUGGUAGAUGGUGAAGGGUAUGCUAAUCUAUUCAGUAUUAUUCGCCCAGCCAAAGAAAGAAAGAAACCCUAUAAAGAAAAGAAAAAGCUACCUGGGUGGGGGCGGGAUGAUGCUUGCAGCUGCUGCCUUAAUUUGAACAAAAAGAAAUACCAGCUGCAGAAGAAGGCAGAGAGAGGCUUUCUUUCAAUCGUCUGCUCUUUUUUCUUCCUCAUUCAUAUCAAACGACCACCUCAAUUUGCUUCCUCCUUAUUCUAUAUAUACCCAUAUAAAAACUCCAUCCCAACUUCCAGUUCCAAUAACCCAGAACGCCAAAACUGUUCUUCUUGCCUUCUUCGUCUGCUGCUGUUGCAUUUCAUUUCAUUCAUUCUGGGGGGAAAACAGAAACAGCAGCAGAAGCAGUGAUGGGAGAAGGAAGUACCAGAAGUUCAAAGCUCAAGGGACUCGCCAAGAAAAUGGUGGUGGCUGCUUGCGGCUCGUUCUCCUCCUCUGCCAAGUCUUCUGCUUCACCUCUUCCUCGUUCCAGCAUUCGUUCUACUUCUGUAAUGGUAAGUCACUCAGUCCCGAUCUUUCUUCUUCUGCUGAUAAGUUGCUACUGCUGCUGCUGCAGCUUUCUACAAGUCUUCUACUUCCCUGCGUACAAUAUUUCAUAACAGAAAGUUUUUUGUUAGUUAGUGAAUGAGUUUUACAUAUGGUGGUGGCCUUGGCAUGCUAUGGUAUCCAUCUUUUUUGACCUUUAUCAGUCUUGUGAAGAUUUUUCUGUCUGUCUGUCUUUGAUCGUGAUGAUGAUUACGCAUUACCGUUUACUACACAUUCCAUCAUUAUUAUUCCACUCCACUGCUCCUUUAUUCACCUUUUAUUAUAGUUAAUAGUUGCAUUUGGAUAUCAUGAUUACACAUUACUGCACACUCCCAUCAUUCCCGCUUCACUAACUCUGAAAGUUCCCUCCUUUUGCUUGCUUUUCCCCCUUUCCUUUGAUAAAUGCACCCGCAUUCCUCAUCUGUCAUGCAUUCCAUCUCCAUUUUCCACACUCACUCUCCCUCCACCUUCCUUCUGAUUCCCCUGCAUAUUCAUACUACCACUACUACUCCUCCAUGGCCAUCAACGCACUCUUGCUGCUGCUGCUCAACGGUUUGCUAGUCAUCGUCGUCGCGGGAGAGCAAUUCCAACAUUCUAUAAAGACGGAUGCAGCCGCACUCCUCAUGUUCAAGCGCAUGAUCCACUCCGACCCCAACAAUGUCCUCUCCGGCUGGCUCCCUGCUCACAACCCCUGCUCCUCCUCCUGGUUUGGAGUGACAUGCUACCUCGGCCGGGUCACUCAGCUUGAUCUCACCUCCGCUGCUCUCGCUGCCGAUUCCAUCUCUUUCGACAGUUUCUCUUCUCUGGAACUCCUCUCCUCCCUCAAACUAUCCUCCAACAACUUCACCCUCACCAAUUCAACAUCUCUUCUCCGCCUCCCUCCUUCCCUCCAGCACCUCCACCUCCAUUCCACGGGCCUCACUGGCCCUUUCCCAAGCACAUUCCUUACAUCCCAUCCCAACCUCCUCCAACUCGACCUGUCACACAACAAUUUAACCACCCCCACUGCUGAAUCAUCAUCCUUCAUCCCCUCUAGCCUCCAAUUCCUUGACCUCUCCGACAACAACUUCACUGGACCUAUCACCUCCCUCCUCCAGAUCACAUCUCCCACCCCAUCAUUGAUCCACAUGGACCUCUCCAAAAACCAUCUUGUGGGCACAAUUCCGACAUUCAUCUCCAACUGCACCUCCCUUCAAACACUCAACCUCUCAUUCAACCUCCUAUCCUCCAGCAUCCCUCCUUCCCUCCUCGCCCAGCUUCGAGCCCUCCAGCAUCUCGACCUCUCCCACAACCACCUCACUGGAUGGAUCCCUUCUGAUCUCCAUGAAGCCUGCGGUUCCCUCCUCGAGAUCAAGCUUUCCUUUAACAACAUUUCCGGCUCCAUCCCAGAUUCACUGUCCUCUUGUUCCUACCUCCAGCUCCUCGACCUCUCCACCAACAAUAUUUCUGGGCCCUUCCCUGAUUCCAUCCUGCAAAGCCUUGGCUCCUUGGAGACUCUGCUGUUGAGCAGCAACCUCAUCUCUGGACAGUUCCCGCCUUCACUUUCUUACUGCAAAAACUUGAAGGUGGCCGAUUUCAGCUCCAACAGAUUCUCUGGCACUUUCCCUCCUGACAUUUGCCCUGGUGCUUCCUCCCUCCAAGAGCUGAGAUUACCAGACAAUCUCAUCUCGGGCCCAAUCCCGGCUCAGCUUUCUCGCUGCUCCAAGCUCAAAGCCAUAGACUUUAGCUUGAACUACCUCAACGGCUCCAUCCCUCCCGAGCUUGGAGACCUGGAGAACCUGGAGCAGGUCAUUGCUUGGUUCAACGGCUUGGAAGGCGGAAUCCCUCCGGAAUUGGGGAAAUGCAGGAACCUGAAGGAUUUGAUCCUCAACAAUAACCACCUGAGCGGGCCAAUUCCGGUGGAACUCUUCGGUUGCAGUAACUUGGAGUGGAUAUCCCUCACCAGCAAUGAGAUCAGCGGCCAAAUCCCAAAUCAAGUGGGGCUCCUUCCGAGACUUGCAGUUCUACAACUAGCCAAUAACAGCUUGAGCGGGGAGAUACCGCCGGAGCUCGGGAAUUGCAGCAGCUUGGUGUGGCUGGAUUUGAACAGCAACAAGCUCACGGGUGAGAUCCCUCCGCGGUUGGGCCGCCAGCUCGGUUCCAAAGCCCUAACCGCAAUCCCUUCCGGGAGCACCAUUGUGUUCGUCCGAAACGUCGGGAAUUCUUGCAAAGGAGUGGGUGGACUUCUGGAAUUUGCAGGGAUCAGACCUGAAAGACUGCUUCAGAUCCCUACACUCAAGUCGUGUGAUUUCACGAGGUUGUAUUCAGGGCCAGUGUUGAGCCUUUUCACGCAGUACCAAACCCUGGAGUACUUGGAUCUCUCCUACAACGAGCUCCGGGGGAAGAUCCCUGACGAAUUUGGGAACAUGAUGGCUCUCCAAGUCCUGGAACUCUCCCACAACCGGCUUUCAGGGGAAAUCCCUGCAUCCCUCGGGCAGCUCAAGAACUUGGGAGUUUUCGACGCCUCCCACAAUCGGCUUCAGGGAGAAAUCCCUGAUUCCUUCUCCAAUCUCUCAUUCUUAGUCCAGAUCGACCUCUCCAAUAACGAGCUGACAGGGCAGAUUCCACAGUUAGGACAGUUGAGCACGCUUCCCGCCACCCAAUACGCAAACAAUCCUGGCCUCUGCGGCGUUCCCCUGCCUGAAUGCAGGGUAGUUAUGUCCUCCAGCAGCAAUCAAGAUGCUACCUCGAGAGGAGCCAGUAGGAGAUCAUCUUCCAAGGCAUCCACGUGGGCCAACAGCGUGGUGCUAGGGGUGCUCAUCUCGGUGGCUUCAGUCUGCAUCCUUGUGGUGUGGGCCAUAGCAAUGAGGGUGAGGCACAAGGAGGCACAAGAGGCGAAGAUGCUGCAGAGCCUGCAGGCAUCCCACGCUGCCACGACGUGGAAGAUCGAGAAGGAGAAGGAGCCACUGAGCAUCAACGUGGCGACUUUCCAGAGGAACCUGAGGAAGCUGAAAUUCUCUCAGUUGAUCGAGGCCACCAACGGGUUCUCAGGGGAAAGCAUGAUUGGAUGCGGUGGGUUCGGGGAGGUGUUCAAGGCUACACUCAAAGAUGGCUCGUGCGUGGCGAUCAAGAAGCUCAUCCGCCUCAGCUGCCAGGGGGACAGGGAGUUCAUGGCUGAGAUGGAGACUCUAGGGAAGAUCAAGCACCGAAACCUGGUGCCACUGCUAGGGUACUGCAAAGUCGGGGAAGAGAGGCUACUGGUGUACGAGUACAUGCCGUUCGGGAGCUUGGAGGAAGUGCUGCACGGGAGGAGGCAUACCAAGGGUGGGGCGGAUGUGUUGACGUGGGAGGAAAGGAAGAAGAUAGCAAGAGGGGCAGCGAAAGGUCUCUGCUUUCUUCACCACAACUGCAUCCCUCACAUCAUCCACAGGGACAUGAAGUCAAGCAAUGUGCUUCUGGAUAAGGAGAUGGAGGCUCGGGUUUCGGAUUUCGGGAUGGCACGCCUCAUCAGCGCGCUGGACACACAUCUCAGCGUGAGUACCCUGGCAGGGACUCCCGGGUAUGUGCCCCCGGAGUACUAUCAGAGUUUCCGGUGCACGGCCAAGGGAGAUGUCUACUCUCUCGGAGUGGUGCUGUUGGAGCUGGUGACAGGGAAGCGGCCCACGGACAAGGAGGACUUCGGGGACACCAACUUGGUUGGGUGGGUGAAGAUGAUGGUGAGACAAGGGAAGCAGAUAGAAGUGAUUGAUCCCGACCUUCUGCCGACGCAGGUUCGUAGCAGUAAAGAUAAUCACGACCAUCAGCAGCAGCAAGAAGAGGAGGAGGAUGAAGAAAAAGAGGCCGGGGAAGAGGUGAAGGAAAUGGUGAGGUACCUGGAGAUCACGCUGCAGUGCGUGGACGAUUUCCCUUCUAAGAGGCCGAACAUGUUGCAGGUGGUCGCCAUGCUUAGGGAGCUCAACAUUACCUCAUGAAUCAUCAUCAUCUUGAUGAUGAGCAGCUACCUCGCCACACCUAUCACCAUGCACACAUUUAUUCUUCAUUUCAUUUCAUUAUUUAAAGUGUUUGAUACUACUCCAUCCCGAGCGAUCAUCACCCUGGAGUUUAUUAUAUAUAUGCUCUGCCGUCUCCUAUCUUAUAUAAUCAAAAUCAGCCCAUUUUUGUUUUGUGUUAACAUAUGAAUGUCUCGGGCCGGCGAAGGGGAUCAUUUGACCGUAAUUUUUAAUGUCGAGCUUGUGAAGUGGUUAUAGUAAUCACUAAUCACAAGUGAUCAACGAAUAACUAAGCGUUGUUUGACUUAUUAGACAUUAAUUACCACUUUUGGUGUUACUUGGCUAAUUUCUUUACUCUAAAUUUACAUCUAAACUUAAAUACAAAGAUUUGAAUAAAAAGCUGACACACAGAGAUCUGGGAGAAAAAACCGCAGAGACUGUCAUGUUACUAAACCAAAUCAACCUAUGGCAUAUCGUAGAAUCAAAGUGGAAAAAGAGAUAGGAGAGUCAAAACUAGAUCGAAAACAUAACUAAAACGAUUCAAUUGAGUCUUUGAUUUGUCUAUUUCUUCACUUUUAUAAAGAUCUAAUGAAAAGAAAAAAUAAAACUUAAAUCCAGUGAAAUAAAAUCAUAUACUGAUUAAGUCGAUUUGAACCUAAUAUCAACUCAAACAAAUUGAGCUUAGCUUGUGAAAUUGUACAUCUUUAUUUAAAUGUGUGUACCAUAACUCAGAGUAGUUUACAAUCUCAAAUUGAAUCGUGAAACUCUAAAGCCAGCUAGGUGAGCGGGGAAAUUGAAAGAGAACAAGGAAAAGGUGAAAACGAGAUGGUUGGUGAGGAUUGAGGAAGAGAAGAGAAGAGAAGGAAAAGCAAUUUGGGAGCAUUAUUACUAGGAAGAGGUAGAGAAAGGGCAGUGAAAAUAAGGGCAAUGACAAUGGUCAAGAAGUGCGGUCAAGUCAAUUAGCUUAGAGAUAAUAAAGAAAGUAUAGAAAU